UGCUGCUCUCGACGGGGUAGUUCUGCGGGAGAAUCAGGUACUAAGACCGUUGUACCUGGCACGAGCAGUGAAACUUCUGCUUCCACCAUUCUACCCGCCGAAGCUGGUCGUGCCCGACCGCGAGUUCACCCAAAAUUAAAUGCGACCGAAGCGUUUGUCCGAGAGCGCAAGCAGAUCCAACAGUUCCACCAGGAGUAUUAUCGGAACGUGUUCGCCGUCUCUUUGAAGACUUUCCGGGGGUGCACGGUGAAUUACUUCGAGCAGUUGAUUGCCGUUCUCGACGCCCUACUGGUGAAACUGAAGGCCCACCCGUGGGACCCACAGCAGGAGCCCAUCACCUUUCUGCUUCCCUCCACGCCCUACGGCUGGGGCGGCGCGAUUUUGGCCUCGCCAUCUAGGGUGCGAUUUCAGACGUCUACAGCACUGCCGUUGUGUCUCGAUGCCGCCGUUCCCGGGGGCUACGAAACGCUCGCGCAUCAAGAAGAGCACAGCGACCGCGAUAAGGAGUUUCAAUUACAUCCGGGUGGUGCUGGACCUGCUGCUGGACAGUUUUCGCAGCACGGUCUAGUUCAGGAUACAAGAGCCCCCACAGCGUCGAGAUCAUUCCGUAGUUUCGUGCCCGCUUCCCAAGUCUCCGCCGCCUUGGAGACCUCGCGCGGCCGGCCGCGCAAGAUCACAGGGUCGGCCUUUGGACCGCGGGAUUCAGAUGAGCUGUGGAAAAAAGUCAAGGUCGAGGUGGUGGUGGACGACAAACUGGAAGAGCAAAAGCUCGAGCAAGAUAAUGGGUUGAACAACAACAGAGUAAUAGAACAGCGCCAACGCACCACACAUCAACUACAAGGGUUGAUGUCUACGUCAUCGUCGUCCGGCAGUGCUGGCGCUGCCCCCCGGAAAAUCCUCG
Messenger RNA from Amoebophrya sp. A120, 901 nucleotides. The record is from the annotation of a GenBank genome assembly. NCBI's taxonomy places the organism in Eukaryota, Dinophyceae, Syndiniales, Amoebophryaceae.